This is a messenger RNA of Pyrus x bretschneideri (Chinese white pear), 1074 nucleotides long. RefSeq names its product pectinesterase/pectinesterase inhibitor PPE8B-like. Bases 1 to 1074 code for a protein of 357 amino acids. Gene Ontology annotation, biological process: cell wall modification. NCBI's taxonomy places the organism in Eukaryota, Viridiplantae, Streptophyta, Magnoliopsida, Rosales, Rosaceae. Gene Ontology annotation, molecular function: pectinesterase activity; pectinesterase inhibitor activity. The transcript has 2 exons. The record is from RefSeq and is a predicted model, not a curated record.
AUGGAAGCAUUUGAUGGGACCAGAUACUCCAUGAUUGCACAGAGCUUCAAGCAAGUGAGCUCAUCAACCCAGGAUCUGCUCAAAAUGUUGCAAGCGAAACCUGGUCGUAUUGAAGCCACGGCUGGCCUGGACUUCUGGAAAACUCCGAACGUCACCGUUUCUCAAGACGGGAGUGGGAAUUUCAGAACAAUUACGGAGGCCCUGGCGGUGGCUCCGAGUCACAGCCAGAAUUACUUCGUGAUUUUUGUUAAGAGAGGAGUGUACAAGGAGAACGUGAACAUCGACGGCUCGAAGUGCAAUCUGGUCCUAAUCGGCGAGGGCAUGGACGUUACUACGAUUUCCGGCAGUCGAAGCUUUCGUGGUGGUUGGGAAACAUUUUAUUCUGCAACAUUUGCGGUUUCUGCAGAUGGAUUCAUUGCGAUGGACAUAGGGUUUGAGAACACAGCCGGACCAGAAAACUAUCAGGCAGUUGCGCUUCUAUCCGGCGGCGAUCGCGCAGUUUUCUACCGUUGCAAGAUCAGCGGAUACCAAGACACGUUGCUUGUGCAUGCCGGUCGUCAGUUCUUUCGAGAAUGCCAAAUCAGUGGCAGCCUCGACUUCAUCUUUGGCUACGGCGCUGCUGUUUUCCAAAAGUGUUUGAUCACCGUCAAGAAAACUAUACCUGCCGUAAUCAACACUGUCACCGCUCACGGCCGCUACGCCCCUAACGACCCCACCGGCUUCUCCUUCCAGUUUUGUACUAUCUCCGCUGACUCCGACGUAGCCGCCGGGUACUUAGGUCGGCCUUGGGGAAAGUAUUCACGUACAGUUUUCAUGCAGUCGUACAUUAGCAAUGUUAUACAACCACAGGGUUGGAUUGAAUGGAAGGGGAAAUCUGCACUCGACACUUUGUACUACGGUGAGUACACGAAUAAUGGGCCAGGUGCCGGGCUUUCGAGCCGGGUCAAUUGGCCCGGUUACCAUGUGAUUGAGAACCCGGGCGAGGCUGAUGAGUUUACAACAGCCAAGUUUAUUGAGGGGGACUCAUGGCUUACACCUACAAAUAUUCCAUUCAUUCGUGGAUUGGAGGACUAA